UUGCGCAUGCGUAGUAUAUGUAGUGAUGGAGCGCUGACCAGGGGGCGCGGCAGCGGAGGCGGAGAGGGCACGGAGGACUAAUUGGCUGCUGUCUGCGUCCAAGGAGGUUUAAGGGUUUGGAGAAACAGCUGAGAGGGACCCGCAGCAGGGCCAGGGCGAUCGAGGGCAACAACUAUGGAGGACCAGAGGGAGGCGCUAAGAAAAAUCGUCACUACCCUGGCCAUGAAGAAUGAGGAGACACAGACCUUCAUCUACUCCCUGAAGCAGAUGCUGUUGAAUGUAGAGGCAAACUCAGCCAAAGUCCAGGAGGAUCUGGAAGCGGAGUUCCAGUCCCUCACGUCGGUUCUGGAGGAGCUGAGAGAAUCCAUGCUGAUGAAGAUCAAACAGGAGAGGGCCAGCCGCACAUAUGAGCUGCAGAAUCAGCUAACUGCCUGUACACGGGCCCUGGAGAGCUCUGAGGAGCUCCUGGAAACAGCCAACCAAACCCUGCAGGCUGCAGACAGAGAGGACUUCCCUCAGGCCGCCAAGCAAAUCAAAGAUGGGUAAGAUGUGGAGGUCAGGUCCCCACCCCAGAGUCCUGCCUCAGUGUGAAGGUGGGACACCCACUGGGGGAGGCCAGGUUCCUGAGCACUGCACAGAAACGCAUGGCCCCAGAUGUCCCAGCCUGACCACUCUGCCACCAAGUCACCAUUGGUUUGCUUCUACCUAUCUCCCUGCAGCGUGACCAUGGCCCCCGCCUUCCGACUAUCACUCAAAGCCAAGGUCAGUGACAAUAUGAGUCACCUCAUGGUGGACUUCACACAGGAAAGGCAGAUGCUACAGGCCCUCAAGUUCCUGCCUG
This is a messenger RNA of Rattus norvegicus (Norway rat), 841 nucleotides long. The record is from RefSeq. NCBI's taxonomy places the organism in Eukaryota, Metazoa, Chordata, Mammalia, Rodentia, Muridae.